CCUUGACUGCCACUUGCCAUGACCAUCUUUACGCCGACGCCGGAGCCGAUGCUGCAGGUUGACGCAGUCAUCGUCGUCGACCCGUUCUCGACCGGCAUGUGCUUGGCAGAGCAGGUCAUGGACCGGGGCUAUGCAUGCAUUGCAGUCUACAGCGACACGGAAGAGGCCAUGAAGGACUGGAUGGACACGCUCUCGGCAACGUUUCGCCGCAAGUUUGUCGGCGAAGUCUUCAACGUGGGCAGCGACCACUCGGACGAGCAGUUGAGCAAGGUGUUGCGCGCGGUCGUGGGCUUUGGCCACCCCAUCGUUGGCGUCAUUGCCGGUGCCGAGCCCGGCGUGCCGCUCACGGACCGCCUCUCGGAGCGCUUGAACCUCACGACGAACGGGUCGGCCGGCUCGGAAGGCCGCCGCAACAAGUACAUUAUGGGCGAGAAGAUUCGCGCCGCGGGCAUGCGCGCCGUGCUGCAGUGCCUCGCACCCACGUUUGCCGACGCCAAGGCCUACAUUGAGAACGAUCUCAAGCCCGAGCCGUUCCGCGUCAUUGUCAAGCCCGUCGACAGCGCUGGCAGCGACGACGUUUCGCUCUGCACGUCGCUUGAGGACGUGCAAAAGGCGUACGACACGGUGCUUGGCAAGGUGAACCACCUCGGCAUCCAAAACCAAGCGCUGCUCGUGCAAGAGUACCUCGAAGGCACCGAGUAUGUCAUUGAUACGGUCUCCCGCGACGGCGAGCACAAGGUGGUCGCGGUCUGGGAGUACGACAAGCGGUCGGCCAACGGCGCGGCGUUUGUCUACUUUGGUGCGCUUCUCCGUGAAGCCAAGGGCGACGUGGUCGUCUCGAUUGUUGACUAUGUGUGCAAGGUCCUUGACGUGCUCUCGAUCAACCAUGGUCCAGGCCACGCCGAGGUCAAGUUUGUCAAGGGCGAGCCGUGCUUGAUUGAAAUUGGCGCGCGCUGCCACGGCCGCGAAGGCACGGACAUGCCGAUCCUGGACAAGUGCCAGGGCUACAACCAGGUCGGCGCAACGCUCGACGCCUACUUUGACAAGGCGGCGUUCCAAGCCUUGCCCAAGAUGCCCACGUCGCUGCGGGCCCACGGCAUCAAGACGACGCUCGUCUCGUACGAGCACGGGACGCUGCAGGCGAUGCCAGGCCUCGCCGAGAUUGAGGCGAUGGCCUCGUACGUGGACAAGAAGAUUCGCCACACGGAAGGCGUCGUCAUGGCGCCGACGAUCGACAUGUUUACGACGCCCGGGUGCGUCCUCAUGGUGCACGAAGAUGCGAGUGUGCUCCAAGCCGACUAUGAGCGCAUUCGCGAGCUCGAAGUCGACGGCCUCUAUGCGCUCGUGGGCAAGUCGCCUAAGGCGACCAAGAAGCCGGCGGUCAAGAAGGCGAAGAAGAAGGCGAGCUACUCCAAGGCGCCGGCGACGAUGGAGUUCACCGUGCCCCGACGGACGGCCGCGCAGAUUUCCGUCGCGUCGUCGUAGACGAGGUUGUGGAGUAUCGAGAGAAAGGCGUACAUGUUUGGGUAUUUAAAGGAGCGGCCUUUUUCCUGUUGC
Molecule: messenger RNA, 1557 nt
Organism: Saprolegnia parasitica CBS 223.65
Lineage: Eukaryota; Oomycota; Saprolegniomycetes; Saprolegniales; Saprolegniaceae
Exons: 1
Coding region: 19-1485 (488 amino acids)
Molecular function (GO): metal ion binding; ATP binding
Source: RefSeq, a predicted model, not a curated record